AAAUGAAUGUUGUGCACUAACAGUAACAGAGAUAACUGCAAAACGAACAAUCUUCCAGAUCGAAAUGCAAUCAGACAAUCCUUGUUCUUCUGACAGAGACGAAGAAGAGCUUCAAGUCUCAUCACAGAAACCCUAGAUUUCAAACGAUGAAACCCCUGAUUCCGACUAUGGGUUUUGGGUAUGUCGGGACAUGUGUUAAAGGUAACCAAAUCUCUGAGUCUCUAAUGGGUAUUAGAUUGAUUUUUACUCUGUUUUGAGGUUAUGCUGAUUGAGCAUUGACGUGUGGAUCGAUAUUUGAAGUUUUGGGAAGUUUUGGAUUUGGACAUCGAUUUGGGUUGCAAUUCCUGUUAGGACUGGUGAGUUUUGUGAUUUUUUGAGUUUUGAUUUGAUAUCGAAAGAAGAAACCGAGGGAAAAACUUUAGAUGAACUGAAACACAUAAUUGAUAAUUUGUGGUUUUGUUUUGGAGUUGGGUUUUGUGUAUAAUGGGAAAUCAGAUUGAGUUUGUUUGUUGAGAAUUGUCUUUGGUGAUUGGUGGAACUGAAUUGAAUUUUGCAGCUCCUACUAGUACUACCCAAUAAUUUGAGAAUUUAAAAAGUGGGUCUAUUUUUUUGAGAAUCAAUUUGAAGAAGCAUUGGGUGGUUCUGAUUUCUGUAUACUAUGGGGAAAUCUGAAAAGUGGGUUAAAUAUUGGAACUAAUAUUGGUGUUGAGUUUGUUUAAUAGAAUAUUAAUAUGAGGCUGUUCGGCCUUUUCAAUUUUGGGUCCAGAAAAGCCCUGAAGUUUUAUUGUGAAUGAAGGGGAAUUCUGAGGGAUAAAGGAGAUGAAGCUGAAAAUUGUGGGUUUGGAGGUACAAUGACUGGAGGGUCAUUGGGUCUACGGACAGCAAGUUAUGGAUCAAUGCAACAGCCCCAGAAUGAUGUGUUUCAGAUACCGAAUUCAUUCAAUGUGCGCAAGCCUUCGAAGAUGCCCCUUUCUGGUUUGAGGGAGAAGGAAAGAUUUCUCCCCUUUAUUUGCAGAUAUUUAGGUCGAAGGAAUGUCGGAAUGCUGAUUUUGGUUGCACUGGCUCUUUUGGCUUUUUUAAUAGGGUUUAUUACAGUGAAUAAAGAGGAUGCAUCGGAAAGCGCUAGUUCUUACAUUGCUCAGACAAUUCAAAACAUGGAAUUGUCUAUGGUGAAUACUGUCACAGUAUGUGGUGAAAACAACAGCCAGCAUCCACCUACCUCCCAUUCUUCUGUUUCUAGAGUUGUUGCAGACUCUGCUCCUCUUCUGGGAAAUCCAUGCAAACAUUAUGCAAUUCCCCCACCCCCUCCUGGUGAAAGAAAACGGAUUGGACCACGCCCAUGCCCUGUAUGUUACCUUCCUGUGGAGCAGGCUAUAGCCAGAAUGCCAAGAUCCCCAUCAGUAUCAGCCGUGAUUCAUCAUUUAAAUUAUUUCCGUGAGGAAAAUCCAAUAAAAACAGAACCACAUGGACGCUAUGAGUUCGGUCGGUUUCCUUCUUUAAAGCAGAGGAAUGAAUCAUUCAAUAUAAAAGAGUCAAUGACUGUGCACUGCGGAUUUGUCAAAGGAUGUAGACCUGGUUAUCAGACUGCGUUUGAUAUUGAUGAAGCUGACCUUAGAGAGUUAGAGCAGUUCCAUGACGUCAUUGUUGCAUCAGCCAUAUUUGGAAACUAUGACAUAAUGCAACAGCCUACGAACAUUAGUGAAGUUGCAAGGGAGAAUGUACCCUUCGUUAUGUUUAUUGAUGAGGAGACAGAGAAGUAUAUGAAGAAUUCUAGUGGCUUGGAUAGCAGUAAGAGGGUUGGAUUAUGGAGAAUUGUUGUUGUCUGUAACAUACCUUACACUGACCCAAGACACAAUGGAAAGGUUCUUGUGGCGCCAAAAUGCCACUUUUGCUAUUUCAAGACACUACAGACGCUUUGAUGUAUUUGAAGAAGCUGAAGCUAAUAAAGCUGCAGGGAAAUACGACAAUGCCUCUAUUAAUUACCAGAUUGAGAUCUAUAAAAAGCAGGGUUUAACACCAUACUCUGACGCUAAGCUUCCUAUAACUAGU
Molecule: messenger RNA, 2049 nt
Organism: Camellia sinensis
Lineage: Eukaryota; Viridiplantae; Streptophyta; Magnoliopsida; Ericales; Theaceae
Source: RefSeq, a predicted model, not a curated record